Prosopis cineraria is the source of this 1138-nucleotide messenger RNA. Its product is annotated as homeobox-leucine zipper protein ATHB-12-like. NCBI's taxonomy places the organism in Eukaryota, Viridiplantae, Streptophyta, Magnoliopsida, Fabales, Fabaceae. Gene Ontology annotation, biological process: positive regulation of DNA-templated transcription. Gene Ontology annotation, molecular function: DNA-binding transcription factor activity, RNA polymerase II-specific; sequence-specific DNA binding. The record is from RefSeq and is a predicted model, not a curated record. The transcript is spliced from 2 exons. Gene Ontology annotation, cellular component: nucleus. The coding region runs from base 201 to 851 and encodes 216 amino acids.
UAGAAAGCAAGAGCCACACGUCACCUAAAUUCACUGGCCAAUAUGACCCUUUAAUUACAAGUUCCCGCAACUUAAUAGAAAUCACCAACUAUGUAUUCUGCAGCCUAUGCUCUUCAUCAGACUUUUAAAUCUUUCAUCAAAUUCCUACUUGGUCCAUAGAAUUUCAAAUUAUUCCCUUCUCAGCUACCGCUGAUUUUCUAAUGAUGACGAGUGGUGAGUAUACUCAAGCAUCAGAGGAACAUAACAUUGGAAGCUUCACCGGCUCAAAGCCACCUGAGAUUCCGAGAAAGAAGAACAAGAUAGAAAAUGGGAGGAGGUUUAGUGAUGAACAAAUCCGAUCACUUGAAUGCAUAUUUGAAUCAGAGUCAAAGCUUGAGCCAAGAAAGAAGAUGCAACUAGCAAGAGAUCUUGGGUUGCAGCCACGCCAGGUUGCCAUAUGGUUCCAAAACAGAAGAGCCAGAUGGAAAUCAAAACGGAUAGAGCAAGAAUACAGGAAACUCAGAGAUGAGUAUGACAAUUUAUCAUCUCUGUUUGAGUCCAUAAAGAAAGAGAAGGAAUCCUUGCAAGCUGAGGUGCAAAAGCUAAGAGAUUUAUCGGAGACAUGUAAUGGUGAUUGUAAAAGGGAAAACAAGGUUGGCAUGGAGAACAGCACAGAGGAUGGUGCUUCAGGCAGCGGACAAAGCAACUGGAUGUCUGAAGCAAAGCCAAAUUUCUCAAAUGAAAGGUCAGAGGAUGCCAAGAAUUAUGAUAUAAGAGAAUUGGCAUCGAUUGAAAAAUGGUAUAAUGUUGAUCCAAGUGGUCUCUUGGAUCAGUCUUGCAGCAGUUCUCAGUGGUUAGAUUUCUGGAAUUGAAGAAUUGAUCCGCACUCCACAAAAGCUUAGUUGUCAUAGUCCCUUGAAGAAGGAUUAGCCAAUCAUUGGUUGGGUCUUCCGCUGCCAACACUUGAAAGCAUUCUGGCCCAAGAACAGCGCUGAAACUUACAUUGAAUUAGCGAGGAUGAUCAAAGAUGAAGUUUUGUAGACCUUGAGAUGAUAGAGAUAGAAUUGAGAUUUGAGAUAGUAUGAUUUAGCUGUUCAUAGAUUUGGAAGAAUGAAGUGUGUAUCAUUUCAUCUCUGUUCAUGCUUGCAUUCCCUUUCAA